Aedes albopictus (Asian tiger mosquito) is the source of this 5092-nucleotide messenger RNA. Its product is annotated as general odorant-binding protein 69. The transcript has a single exon. The record is from RefSeq and is a predicted model, not a curated record. Lineage: Eukaryota; Metazoa; Arthropoda; Insecta; Diptera; Culicidae. Bases 4129 to 5079 code for a protein of 316 amino acids. Gene Ontology annotation, molecular function: odorant binding.
GUGGUUAAAUUAGAUUGUUGAAGAUUUAUUACAGAAUAUUGCGUAGUCACAGCAACUGAUUUAAACAUUCUACUACGCAAAGAAAAGACAGCGACAAUUUUCGAGCUUCAACUUCGUUCUUCAUCUUCAAUACAAGGAAUCAAACCUUCAAUAUGCGAUCACAAUGUUAUUUUUUUUAAGUCUUAGCCACGGAAGCGAAAAAAUACAAACAACAAUACCAACAAUCAAAUUUUUAUGAAACAUUUGUAUUACUGUUCUCAUCUUAAAAUUAGGCCGACCAAAAUUACUACGACGUUACCUUAAGUUUUAAUAUAUAUUUUAUAUUAUAUUGCAACUUAAAGUAAAGUUUUCAUACUAAAUUUUUGAAAAUAAAAAACAAAUCUUGCAAAUCACGUCUCGAGUUUCUUUGGCGUAUUACACGGUUCAACAACACUUUUGUCCAGCUCCAAAUUUCACCUUUGUUUUUGUUCCUCCCGACUAGGAACUCAUAGUUCUUAAGUUUUGACCCUCGCCGUUCUGGGAGAGGGGAGGAGCAUUGAUUUAUAAUUUCCGAAAAUGGAACAUUUUCGAGGAUUUCGAUGGACAAUUCACUGCUCAAUCAAUGUUCGAUAUCGAAAAACGGAAAGAUAGACCACGGCGCGUCAGGGGUUGUGAAUCUAUCAUAAAAAUUUCAAGUAGAUUGUUCAAGCCAUUCUUGAGAAACGAUGUUUUUAUGAAAUGAUGUUUUUUGAAUGAUUUCAUGUAUUGAACACCAAUAGUUCAAUUCGGAAGAAAUAUAAAAAGGGGAAAAUUAAGGCUGGGCAGAAGUUGAUUUUUGUUGAACCAUGUUAUUUUUUGAAUGAGUCCAAGAAUUUUUUCAACUCGGACGCAACAUGACGAAGUCAGGACUUGAAAAUUAAAACUUUGUGAAGGGUUGACUUCAUUCAUUUCGUUUAUUAGGCAUUUUAUUGCAAUUAUUAUAAAACUGAAUCAACAAUUCUUCGCUGCUACACUCGAUUCGUGGUUGCAGUCGUCCAUCCUCGGUCGCGUCCCACACUUGCCAUAUCGUUCUGCACCGAGUCCGCCCUCCUUGCACGCUGGCCUCAUGGUCUUCUUGUACCAUCCGAAUCUCUUGCGAAUGCCAGUUUUGCAGGAUUGUUUUCCGACAUUCUCGCAACAUGCCCCGCCCAUCGUAUCCUUCCAGUUUUUGCCACCUUCCGGAUGCCAGGUUCGCUGUAAAGUGCGGCGAGCUCGUGAACUACAAACAUUUGAUAGGGAGUGUAUUAUUAUUAGCUUUAUUCGAGAAAUUUUCAGCCCAAAGAAAUGUUAUAUGAAAUAACUAUUGGCCUAUCUAGGAUUUAUUUCUGCAGUUAACCCAGAGGAGCUGAGUCGGCAUGCCAUUCAUAUUGUGGAUGUGCACAUAUGUGCAUAUAAAGAGUUUCUUCCAUAUUGUUUGCAGCACAAAAGCACAAACACAGCACAAAACAGCAUGAGUUUUGGCUAACGCGCAGGUACUCAGAACAGCAUGCACAAAAUAAUGGUCGGUUUUACCUUUUUUGAUUUUUUUUAUUCAUUCUACUUUCCAUUCGCUUUCCGAGUGUCACAGGUUUCCGAACUGCCGCAGGAGCUGCCGUAGCCAACACAGUCACAUUCUGGCUUUGUUAGCGGCAAACGUGCAGUCGUUUAAAACAAUCCAUUAUUUUAUGUUGAAACUACUAAAUCUCCGUUUGGACUAACAAACUGUCAAAAAUUUAGACAAAUGAAAAUAUGUUUAUUAUCAAACAAUGGAACAGUUCAUUUUAAACUAGAAAUCAGUGAAGAGAAUUGUCAGACAAAAGAGGCAAAAAAAGCAUCAAAGAAGGCGCAUCAAUUACUCUUUAUCUCAACUGGUAACAGAUACUGACAUGUUCCCGAAAUUUUUUGUUGCAGACAAAUCGGUACUUUUCAACUAGAAAAUAAUCAAUUAUUACCAACCCAAAAUCGAAACUUUUUGAUGAUACAUCUUCAGCAGCGUUGCAGUGUUUACCGACUCGAAGUUACCGGUCGAAAAUCAUAAUGCAAGCCUUAAAAAUCUGUAAACUCGUGGUGCUCGAUCUUUGUCCUAUUCUGUUCAAGUUGGGACAAACAUAUGUCGCAUUGAGUAGAAUGUCGCAGCAAAUUCAGGUUGCGACAUUGUUGUUAUUGUUGCGCGAUGGUUUAAUUUUGAUUCACUGCUAGAAAUCAGUUUGUCGCUUUAGCAAAUUGAAACAUCGCUUUAUUUGAACUGGAAUUUGAUUGUGUGUACAAUUUAUUUCACUGCGUGUACACGAAUAUUUCAAAAGCAUUUUGGGGCAUCACAAACACAGAUGAUUCCUUUAUUCCUGGCACCUUGUUUUUCAACCGUUCUCAAACUAUGGCUCGGUACCCAAUAGAACUUGGCCUCAAAAUUUUAUUUAUUUUUCUUAUUCUUUUUCUGAAGUGUCACCUGUUUUAGAAACUAUUACGAUUAUUUUUUUUUCUUAAGCUCCAAACCUUUGAUGUUUAAAAUCAACUUGCGCUGUAGGAUUAUUGGUAAUGUAAUUAUUAUUUAGAUAGAAAAGAAAUAAAUAACUAUUGACCUUAAAGGGUGUACGAAAUAAAAAUUAAAAAAAUAAAUAAAAAACAUAAAAACUAAGUUGGGUUGGGCAAUUAGUUCACAAUAUUCACCCUUACAAUGUAACAAAAUCAUGUGUUAGAAAAUCGAAAAACUAAAGCUUGUUUCAAGAUGUUUAUUUUAGUUUGAGAUAAAUGACAAUUCGUAUCAUAGUGGAAGCGUUCGAUAGCGUUCAUUAGACGAUUAAGGCCAAAUUGUCGGGCAUUUUAACUUUGGUAAAAACUAUGGUGAUAGAUUCCGAAUACCCAUAAUCUUUGGACUGAACCGUGAGUUUUUAAAAGUUGGAGAAUUCCUAUCAUGAUAAUGUUUACUACUUAAAAAAAUAAUAUUAAAUAAUUCAGCAAUAUUUGAAAAAAAAAAAACGAACGAAUAAUAUGUUAAGAUUGACUCAGAAAAGAGUCCCUGGUCACGAUGUCAACAUUUCGAUUAUCAUCGAGCUUUUUCUUUGAAAAUGAUUAGUAGGUAUUUAUGACUUUAUUUUCAUAAUCCAAAGACUAUAAAAUAUUUUAUCGGAGAAUUUUUUUCCAUACAUUUUGUAUGAGAAGUAUUUCAACGUAAAACUGUAUUCAAUGUAUUUUAGUAUAAAACAUAGCCAAAAACUGAGCAGAUGUUUUUGUGCUCGAUAAUAUUUUAUGUUUCACUCAUCUUUCAUUGCAUUAUUGGUAUUAUUAAAUAUAUUGAAGCAGCUACGAUAUUGAUGCACAGUAAACUCCCGGAAUUCUUGAUAAUGUUUUGAAGUGUUAACUCAUUAAUUUUGGAAUUUCCUCCAAGACUUAAGUGCUCCACACAAUGCCUACGUUUGCGUGUGCGUGGCAGUAGUUUGACAGAUUUUCGCUAUGCGUUCCCGGCUUUAUAACAGGGUUAUCUCUAAAAGGGUCAUGAACAACUUUAAUCGUUUGUUCAUCACGUUUGUCUAUAAAUGGUUUUCGACAGAUCGCGGUGGAUGAUGGAUUUUUCAAUAUAGAGUGACGAUGGGUAUUAUCGGCAGGUUUGUUCACUUCGUCAUGGGGGGUUUUUGUCGGCCGAAUUUCCUGAAAUUUGGCAGUAUAAUUCAGCUUGGUUGGGAAGGAUUUGUGGCCAAUCCUGAGUUCGAAAGCUUUCAAAAAACCCCCCAUGACGAAGAGAACAAAACUGCCGAAAAUACACAAUUUCCCCUAUCUACAAAAAGUGUGACAUAAAAAGGGAAAGUGUUGUUGAAAAUGGCUCCUUUAUAUGUGACGUGUCGUCACAUAUUCAGAAGAAUUAUUAAGUAGUUUCUGAAGAACUCCGUUUGCAUCGACUGGAAGCCGUCUGCUUGUUUUUUUUACAAUGCAAAAGGUCCCAAACAAACUCUCGUCACACAGAAGUAUAACAUUUCGCAUUGGAGAAGUACGCGCAACUGUUUUCAUUAGUACCACAUCUCGUUUCAAAACAUGAAUGUUUGAUUUCGUUACUCAAUUCAGUGGUUUGUGGUAAGGUUUAAAUGUGGACUCCCGAAAAAAUAUCUUGCUCAGUAUCUCCAUGUGCCUCUUAUCGCAAUGUGCUUCCCAAUGAAAUCUAAUAUCGCCAUGAGAUUCUCUAUAACUUGCUUGCUUCUCGUGUUUUGUUCCAUAUCUACAACGUUCGUGGACGGUCUUGACCACUACGUAGGACACAAGGACUUCGAUACGAUCUUUCGUGAGUGCGGCGUAUAUUUAGAUGUUCCCGACUGCAUCCUAGACGAGUAUGUCGUCAAUGCGUAUCCGGAUGAACCGGAAGUUCGAGACUUGAUACACUGCACCCUGGUAGGUUCCAAAGCCUGGCACGAUGGAUCCGGUGUAGUGGAGCACGUCAUAUCCAACUUCUUCAAUCCUGGUCCCGAGGACACGUGCUAUGCUGGUAGAACUCGAGAUUGCAUACAGAGCUCUCAGAUGCCAUGUGACAGCAACGUCACGCUUGCAUACAAAGUCUUCAAAUGCUACUACCGCCAGUAUGGAAACCUGAACCACAGUGCUCAAUUUUUGCCUUGUUCUGCGCAAGAGCUGCAAGUUCUGAUCAAGACUUCGAUUGCUAUCGUGAACGUUACUCAAGACGAACUGGUGAAAUAUAGCAACGGAGUUUUGCUAGACCAACCCCAAUUCACUGAGCUGAUCUACGUUAUCUUUGUUCGAGGCGGAUUCUACUAUACUGAUCAAGGUGUAAUGCUGAAAAACCUUCACACCCAGUUUGGCAAUCCGGAGUUGUUGAUACCGGAAACGCAGCAGUGCGUGGAUGUGAUUCAUGCAGGGUGGGACGGUCGUAGGCAAAAGGAUCUAAUUUAUGCCUACUUCGGGAAGUGUCUCCGAAGAGUCACACCUUGGUUGAAGCUGAUUCAGGAUGUGGCGGCAUCAUUGGUGGCCGUUGGGCCUGCAGCAUGCUCGCCACCGAGCAGUACAAGUACAACCACGACGACGACAACCGCUGCGCCUCCACCCAGUACGAUGCGACCAUACUAUAAUGUUAAGAAAUGAUAUGCGGUAGCGA